Messenger RNA from Dryobates pubescens (Downy woodpecker), 1206 nucleotides. It is a transcript of the gene PARM1, whose product is annotated as prostate androgen-regulated mucin-like protein 1. The transcript is spliced from 4 exons. The record is from RefSeq and is a predicted model, not a curated record. Bases 72 to 968 code for a protein of 298 amino acids. NCBI's taxonomy places the organism in Eukaryota, Metazoa, Chordata, Aves, Piciformes, Picidae. Gene Ontology annotation, cellular component: early endosome; late endosome; Golgi apparatus.
CAGGGAGCGGGGCCGGGUUGUCGGGCUGUCCGUCCAUCCCUCCCACCACGGCUGCCAGCCCCGCCGGCACCAUGGGCUGCUGCUGCCGCCUCCUCCUCGCCCUCCUCCUCCUCCCGGCAGGGCUGGGUGAUGACUCUGCAGCACUGCCACUUGCCCCCACCAGCCCUCCCUUCUCCUCUGAGGGGAUCCUAGAGGUCCCAGUCUUCAAGGAUGCUGCUGUCUCCACACCAGUUCCUGGCCAGCCCUUGCUGCCCAUGCCCACAGAAUCUGCUGAAGAUGGGAUGUCCUCUGGGCCAGUGGAGGGGGAUAACCACAAUGCCACCACCACAGCUGCACUGUCCCCCACUCCUGCCCCUGUGAGCUCCAUCACCACAGCAGACAGCCCAUCUGUAGCCUCCAACCCCAACUUGGUGCCAUCAACCUCGGAGACAGCCCCAGAGCUUUGGACAGCAAAUACUGCCAGCCUGACAAGGGACACAACAGAGCUCGGGGCAGCUUCCAGCCUCCCAGGUGUACCUGCAUCACCCUCCUCCUCCCUGCCCACCACUGGCCUGUACUCAUCCCCUGGGACAUUCUUGUCCCCAACACCUGUGCUCGUGAAGCCCAGCACCACCCAGACACCAGCGCUGACCAAGGAUGUUCCUCCUGUGGAGACAAUGGCCAUGGCAUCAAGCCUGGCCACAGAGCCAAAGUCCCCCCCAGUGACUGUGAUGAGCCCCACUGCAGCUGAAGCCACAGCCAACAGCAAAACCACCCUGUCCACUGGAGUCAUCAUGGAAGAGGUCCCACGGGCCUUGAGCACAGGGAGUGUCGUGGCCAUAACCGUGACAGUCAUCGUGGUCGUGGUGCUGGUUUUUGGAGCAGCAGCAUACCUCAAGAUCAGGCACUCCUCCUACGGCAGGCUUCUGGAUGACCACGACUAUGGCUCCUGGGGCAACUACAACAACCCUCUUUAUGAUGACUCCUAGCAGGGACAAUGAGAAAAAAAAUAAUCAAAUCCUUAAUUUAUAAGUGCUUCUGCAGCAGAGCAUCCACUGGUGAGGAGAUGCCUGGGCACCAAGCCGCUGCUGAGGGCUGGGUUGUGGUGGGUGCAGCAGAUGACAGGCAACUGGAGGGUGGGUGGGAGUGUGGCACCCACAAUAAACUUGAAUUUUGGCCUUUGCGUAGGAAACUGGUUCCCAGGACAUGCUGGCUGCUUGCUUUGUG